AUGCCGUCGCACCUCAUCACCCUGUAUGACAUCCAGUGCAAGCUCGACUCCACCGCGUGGUCGCCGCACACCUGGCGGACGAGGUUCAUCCUUAACUACAAGAAGCUGCCUUACCAGACGACAUGGAUGCCGUUGCCCGACGUCCAGACGGUCCUGCCCGCCGUCGGUGUGCUCCCGACACGCGCUGCGGUGCCGCACUAUACCGUUCCGGCCAUCGUGGACGAGCUGGAGGGCAGCCCCGCCGUUGUGAUGUCCGACUCUGGCCUCAUAGCGGACUAUCUCGAGCGGACGUACCCCGAGCCGUCGAUAUACCACGGCGCGAAGGCGCUGCAGACGGAGCAUAUGGGUGCCGUCAGCCAACACGUGCUCAGCAGGAUGGGCUUCAUGGUCUUCCCGAACACGCCCCGCCUCCUCGAGGGCCGGGAAAGGGAGUACUACUUGAACACCCGCAAGGGAAUAUUUGGUGUCGAGCUGGAUGAUAUGUUCCCGGAGGAGCGGCAGGAGGAGAUGUGGGCGAACCUGAAGGAGGGCUUCGCCGCACUGGGCGCGUACAUUGACGGUAUCGAGCACAGCGAGCAGUGGUUCUUCAGCAAAACAAGCGAGCCUGGGUACGCGGACUUUGUCCUCGGCGCCACAAUGAUUUGGUUCAAACUCUCGGGGCCAGAGAAGGGGUGGGAGAGGAUCAGCGAGUGGGACGGAGGGAAGUGGGCCCGCUUCUUCCGGAACCUCGAGCCGUACACCGCGAGUUCUGUGAUCGAUUCGUCUAGUUAG
This is a messenger RNA of Postia placenta MAD-698-R-SB12, 771 nucleotides long. RefSeq lists its product as hypothetical. Lineage: Eukaryota; Fungi; Basidiomycota; Agaricomycetes; Polyporales; Adustoporiaceae. The record is from RefSeq and is a predicted model, not a curated record. The transcript is spliced from 3 exons. The coding region runs from base 1 to 771 and encodes 256 amino acids.